AGACGCUUCGGCCCAAGGCGUGCGUGGCACACCCGCCCGUUCCUGGGCGGCGGGCGCCGAUGUGCGUGCAGGAGACGGCGGUGCCGCUGCGACGGCAGGUCCUCAAAGUCUUCAAGGCCCUCUGCCACGCCGCGCGGGACCUCCCGGACGUCCCGCUCGGCCGCCGAGAGGUAUGGCGCAUCAAGGCGUGGCUGCGCAGGGAUCGCGCCGACUGGACGCCCAGGACCGUGGCGCACCUCCGCUGGCACCAGAGGGAGAUGGAGGCGACGAUCAAGCUCGCCAAGUACCGUGCGAUGAAGAGGCGCUACUACGACCUCCACUGCGAGAGCCCCAGCGGGUGAGGCCCCUGCUGUCGCACAGAUCUGAUGGGUUGUUGCCCCCCCCGAGGUGGGAAUUCAUACAUGCUGUGGAUCUUGAUACAUCCCCGCCUCGCACCCCCCCGCCAGCCUUGGCGCGGCCGGGACGUGGGGCCCCUGCGCGGGGCCCGCGCCGCGAGCUCGUCCUGCGGGCGCCCCUCCAGGCCCUCCUCCUCCUCCUCCUAUCUCGACCUUCCCCGAGGCCGCUAGCUCCAUACCCUCAGCGUCUCUUGGAAGGCUCCCUGGGGCUGAGAGACGGCCUCCAGAAGCGGAGCACAUCUCUGAGGACCAGCAGCCACACCUCGCCUCAAGCCCACCCAGAAGGGGCUGGAGCACGGCAGGUCCGUGUCGUGUCCACGCGGCGGCGACCCUGCCGCGGGCGUUCCCACGGCUGCACCGCGGGCGUCCUGGAGCCCAGGCCCGAGCUGUGGGGCGCGGCAGGAAAGACCAGAGCUCGGCGGGCUAACUCUGGCCGCGG
Messenger RNA from Prorocentrum cordatum, 834 nucleotides. The record is from the annotation of a GenBank genome assembly. NCBI's taxonomy places the organism in Eukaryota, Dinophyceae, Prorocentrales, Prorocentraceae.